UGUCUUCGCUGGAUAAGGACCAUGUUACAAAGGAUCAUGCCCGGAAUGGUCGACAAUUGCAACGUCACGGUUUCUUUUCCACAGGCGCACGUGUGAGAAAGGAUUACGUAGGGAAUGCCCCAGGUUCGAUGAAACCUCGGUAAAAACCAGUGGCCAACUCUGAGAUCAGAUCGAUUUUCUUCAGCGGUCCCAGCAAAUUUGCUACCUUACCUUCUCAAAGCAAAAACCAAAACAGCAAAACCUCACUGGUCAUUCCAGAGACACAUUGAAACUGGAUCUCAUCCGACUUGAUCACCACUAUCUGAUCUAUCUGGCUCAAGAACUGUGAGCCGGGUUCGCUGUACCGAGGCGCUUUGGAGUCAAUGCCGCCGACGGCAUGGAAGGAGGUCGUGAUCGACGGGAAGGUGAAGUUUAAGGUGCCUGCUCAUCUUGAACUCAUCAAGAAGGUGGGCUCAGGAGCAUAUGGCACCGUGGCCUCGUUUCAGGACCCAAAGACGGGCUCAAAGCUUGCGGUCAAGAAGAUUACAGAUGCCUUCCACGAUCUUGUGGAUGGGAAACGGAUUCUACGUGAGGUGAAACUGCUGCGGAGCUUCAGGCAUGACAAUAUCAUCAGCAUUCUGGACAUGUAUCCGCCAGAACAUCCCGACUUUGAAGACAUCUACAUCGUCACUGAUUUGAUGGAGACCGACCUGCACAGAGUGAUCUACUCCAAACAGGUCUUGAAUGAUGAGCACCAUCAGUACUUCUCCUAUCAGAUCCUCCGCGGACUUCUAUAUCUGCACAGUGCCAACGUGGUGCACCGGGAUUUGAAGCCCGCGAACAUCCUGGUGAACAAAAACUGCGACCUGAAGAUUUGCGACUUCGGGCUGGCGCGCGGCCUUGGCAAUGACGAGGAUGAUCCAACCUUAACGGACUACGUGGUGACCAGAUGGUACCGAGCGCCUGAGGUCGUACUGCUGGCGUCAGAGUACACCAAGUCCAUUGACGUGUGGUCAGUAGGUUGUAUUCUUUGCGAGCUCAUCGGGCGAAAGCCAAUCUUCACCGGCAAGGAUCACUUGGACCAGAUUAAGAAGAUCUUGCAAGUCCUUGGUACUCCCUCCGAGGAUGACUUGGCGUGGCUACCUCCUCGGAGUCCAGCGCGGAACUUCAUCAAGAAGGUGCCACCCUCGACUAAGCAGAGCUGGAAGAGCAUUUAUCCCAAGGCGACAGAGGCUGGUAUUGAAGCAAUUGAGAAGAUGCUCACAUUCGACCCAACCAAGCGAUCGACGAUCGCUGAGUGCUUGGUCCUUCGGUAUUAUGAAACCUUGCACAUGCCCGACGAUGAGCCGGUCUCGGAAGUGCCAGUAGAUUGGACCUUUGACAAAUUUACACCGACCAAGAGAUUGCUGCAGAAUUUCAUCUAUGCAGAGUGCUGGAAGUUCCACCCAGAGAUCGCCCAACGCGACGCGAAGUUGCUGGACUCGCGGGAGAUUACAAAGCUCCUGCAGUGAGGAUCGGCCAAAGCGCGGCCUGACAUGGGUGCUGUUUCCGGGGGCCGAAGGUGAAGAGAGAUGAACUGAUGAACUAUGGUUGGGUGCAUCUCCAAUAUACUGUAACGUGUUUUUGCGGGGUGGCAGCUUCGGACGGUAGAUUCCGCAGAUUUCUUUUAACCAAGGCUGCUGGAUCCAUUCCGGUCUGCGAUUUUGGUGCUUCCAGUUGUUUGGGAUCACUUGAUCUUGGGACAAUGGGGAUUGAAAGGUAUGCUGAAAGCUGGCUACGGAUAUUCCCAUAAAGCUGUGUGAGCAAGACUUUCUUGGGGUUCCUGAGUUGUACAGGUGCCAGGCUCCAGCUGCAUGUCUUCUGUACAUGAUUAGAUGAUAUCAGAUGUGUUUUGAGCUGUACCAGUUGCUGAUUUUCGGGGCGGAUUUCGAGGCGCCCGGAAAGAUUCAAUCUGCUGUACUAGGCACUUGCUGUACUACGCACAGCGUCGAGUUCGGGCAGCACAGGUGCCAGGUUUGCCGGCUCUGUGUGCGUCUGGCCACAAAUGUGGCGGCCGUGCUGAUGUGAAGGAUGGCGGCUUUCGGAAAAGGAUCAUUUUUGGCCUCUGUACCGCAUUGUCGUUCAGGUGGAUGUGGAGACCAUUCCGUGCUUUUGGAGAUGGAGCAAAUUGCUCCAGGACAUCUCGUCAGCCUGGAAUCUGUUGAAUGUGUUUGGUGCAAGAGAUGGCCAUCAGCCGGCCCGGGCUCACCGUCCGUUGCGUCCGAAACAAAGCAGCGGCAGCUCUGCGCUGUUCCGCCAGCGUGGCAUGGAAUCGUUCCUCC
Durusdinium trenchii is the source of this 2300-nucleotide messenger RNA. The record is from the annotation of a GenBank genome assembly. NCBI's taxonomy places the organism in Eukaryota, Dinophyceae, Suessiales, Symbiodiniaceae.